Molecule: messenger RNA, 603 nt
Organism: Sitophilus oryzae (rice weevil)
Lineage: Eukaryota; Metazoa; Arthropoda; Insecta; Coleoptera; Curculionidae
Product: vasodilator-stimulated phosphoprotein-like
Exons: 2
Coding region: 1-603 (200 amino acids)
Source: RefSeq, a predicted model, not a curated record
AUGAGUUUUCACGGACCUCCAGGACACCAUGGUCCACCAGGACAUCAUGGUCCACCAGGACAUUUUGGACCACCAGGUCCUCAUCAUCACGGUCCACCACCGGGUAAUUUUGGUCCACCGGGACCACCUCAUCAUGGUCCUCCUGGACCACCUGGUGGUAUAGCAGGAGGUAUUGUCUCCGGUAUAGUCAGUGGUGUGGUCAGUGGAAUUGUCCACCAUGCCUUACAUCCACAUCCUCCUCCGCCUCCGGUUGAGUUUCCACCAUGCUGUCACACUUACUAUACUAACGGUUGUCACCAUUGUAGUGCCUGGAGAUGCUAUAGACCAAGAAAACCCUCUACAAGAGCUAAGGCUAGCAUUAACGGAGGAAUCUCCGUUGAUGCUAGCCAUUGGUCUUGUAAAGUUUGUGGUGUAAUAGAACGACGAACAGCUCUUUUAAGUUCAUCGCACAAAUAUUCUAUUGGAUUGAGGUCGGGACUACAAGGAGGCCAUUCCAAUCUUCAUAGUCCAACCUCAUCCAGGUACUCGUUAACUACUCCUACUCCUAACUCGUUACCUCGCGUUCUGUGGGGCCUGGAAUUAUCAGGCAUCAGUAUAAACUGA